Messenger RNA from Pteropus alecto (black flying fox), 1656 nucleotides. It is a transcript of the gene ARMC1, whose product is annotated as armadillo repeat containing 1. The record is from RefSeq and is a predicted model, not a curated record. NCBI's taxonomy places the organism in Eukaryota, Metazoa, Chordata, Mammalia, Chiroptera, Pteropodidae. Bases 213 to 1061 code for a protein of 282 amino acids. Gene Ontology annotation, molecular function: metal ion binding; protein binding. The transcript has 7 exons.
UUUUCCGCUGGCGCCCUGGCUCUUUGGCUUCUAUAGUAAGUUUGCUGGUUUGUUGUCGCCGCGGCACCGGCUGUGAACCCAGGAACCCCCUCCGCGUCUCCGGGUCCCUCUACCUCAUCCGUUGGUGUGAUCCUGAUGGUGCGGCAGGCUGUGGACUCCUGAACCUCUGCAGCGAAUUUAAGAAGAUUUUGUUCAUGUAUAUGGUAUAGAAGAUGAAUUCUUCCUCCUCCAUCAUGAAUGAAGAACCUGAUGCUCUGUCGGUAGUUAAUCAACUACGGGAUCUAGCAGCAGAUCCAUUAAAUAGAAGAGCCAUUGUCCAGGAUCAGGGAUGUCUGCCUGGCCUUAUUUUAUUUAUGGACCAUCCCAACCCUCCUGUUGUCCACUCGGCUUUGCUUGCUCUUCGAUACUUGGCAGAAUGCCGUGCUAACAGAGAAAAGAUGAAAGGAGAACUGGGUAUGAUGUUAAGCUUGCAAAAUGUUAUACAGAAGACUACAACUCCUGGAGAAACAAAACUGCUGGCUUCUGAAAUCUAUGACAUUCUUCAGUCUUCCAAUAUGGCAGAUAGUGAUAGUUUCAAUGAAAUGAAUUCACGUCGAAGGAAAGCUCAGUUCUUUCUGGGAACUACAAACAAACGUGCCAAAACAGUGGUUUUGCAUAUAGAUGGUCUUGAUGAUACGUCUCGGCGAAAUCUAUGUGAAGAGGCUUUGUUAAAAAUUAAAGGUGUUAUUAGCUUUACUUUUCAAAUGGCUGUUCAAAGAUGUGUGGUGCGAAUCCGUUCCGAUUUGAAAGCAGAGGCUUUGGCAUCAGCGAUAGCAUCAACCAAGGUUAUGAAGGCUCAGCAAGUUGUGAAAAGUGAAAGUGGAGAAGAGAUGCUGGUUCCAUUCCAGGAUACGCCUGUGGAAGUAGAACAGAACACAGAGCUGCCCGACUACCUGCCUGAGGAUGAGAGCCCCACAAAGGAGCAGGACAAAGCAGUGUCCCGGGUUGGCUCCCACCCAGAGGGUGGGGCUAGCUGGCUGAGCACAGCUGCAAACUUUUUGUCGAGAUCAUUUUACUGGUGACUUCAAUUUGGGGCUCGAGGACUGUGUGAACAAACAGGGGGCCAGUUUUCCAAUGUUGUGGUUAACUGUCAAGUGCAAUUUGCAAUAAGUUAUCAUGAAAAGUUUUUAGAUUACAUGAUUGUGUAUGCUGCAUUUUACAUUUUAUUGGACAUUUUGCCCCACUAAGUGGUAAAAAGGACAGAAGGCUGCAGGUGGAGUUGCUUUGUUGAUGCAGGUAUUAUGGUUUUGGUUUUCUUUGUUUAAUUGCCUCACUUUUUAAAAAACAUGGGUCCAUUGGUAAACCAAACACAUAUGUGCAGCUUUACAUUUUAUUUUACAUGAAGCACGUGAUUAGGAAAACACAUUUUCUCCUCAAGCCUCAGGACCUAUCUGAAGAGAAGUUUUUUUUUUUUUUUUUUAAGCUCGAGUUGUGCAUGAAUUACUGAACAUUUUUCUCGGCUUUUCUUCAUGAAAGAUACUUGCUUUGGUCCUCCUCACUGAAAGUUGAAAACAUUUCUCAUUAUCCCCCUUUUGUGCCUUUUUUUAUUUUGCCAACCAUGUUUAUAGAAAAGACAUUACUAAUGACAUUUUGUGAAUUAAAAUAUAUUCAUUUGAA